Messenger RNA from Pseudogymnoascus destructans, 1208 nucleotides. RefSeq lists its product as uncharacterized. The transcript has 3 exons. The coding region runs from base 318 to 1208 and encodes 296 amino acids. Lineage: Eukaryota; Fungi; Ascomycota; Leotiomycetes; Thelebolales; Thelebolaceae. The record is from RefSeq and is a predicted model, not a curated record.
CGAGAUGGCGGUAGCGGUAGCGGUAGCGACGAUAGAUUCCUCUGCUGUCAAACAGCCCGGUGAUGUGGAUAAAGAAGUCAAGAGGCUCUGGAUCACGAAAUUGAGCCUACGCUGCCUCGCGACGGUUUUCUGUCUCAUCGUCAUCGGGUGCUGUGCUGGGACUGUCUUUGGGAAUCCUAUGUUGAUAGGCCGGCGACGCGUUGAUAUAGAAUAUCGCCGAAGGAAUCACGUUGUUUGUCCGCCGGCGCAAAUACAAGGGAAUCCACCCCGGUGCCUGCGUCGGCGUCGACUUAGUCCUCUGGCUUGCGCUGGGGGGGAUGUCGGGGUAUGAGGCGGCUAUAUUGUUCGAUGUAGGGAAUUAUAUCUCUGACUCGCUCAAUUCGCUCUAUAUCAUUGCUGUGGUCGUUGGGUUGGUCAUAACAGCCUUACUUAUCGCCCUCUUCAUCAUAGCUUGCAUCGAGACGCACCGCCAGCGGAAGACAAAUGUGCCACAUGCUCCCGCCCCUUUCAACACCUACCAGCAGCAGCCUGGCGCAUACAACCCUCACCAAGCCCCUUUCUCCAACCCCCUUUCUUCAAUCCAAACCAGCAACCCGGCCCCUCCAACCCAAACGCGCCCUUCAACCAGAACCAACAACCCGGCGCGUUCAACUCAAACCAACCUCCUCCAACCCCAAUGCGCCCUUCAACCCAAACUAGCAGCCAACCCCCCCCCCCCCCCCCCGGGGCGCUUUUCAUACCUAACCAACAACAUUGACAACAAACAAACUCCCAUCCCACAACCUUCCCCCCUACCUCCCCCUUCCCGGCCCAUUACGCUCAGCCACAAACACAAACACCCUCUCCCCAAUCCACCACCACUCAGCCGCAGCCUCAGCACCAGCCAUUCGGACAAGCCACCGUGGCACCUCCUCAAUGGCUCGGGACUUCGACGCCACAGGGGCAGUAUGACAUGUCUAGUUCUCCAGCGCCUCAUCCAGCAGGAGUCUUCAACGGCGGGCCCCCUCAUGCAACAGCGGGGUUCAACACCGUGCAGCAGCAGUCAGCAUGAGUUAUCAGGAGGAACCCCGGCGCCGGGGUUCACGCAGGUUGCUCCGCAGCAGAUGUCACAGUAUGCGACUCCAGCGCGGAGUCUACCACCAAUGUAUGAGAUGUACGUGCGCCCUACUGGUGGGGAGGGGGGUGUGAAUCCGCACGAGAUGAGGUAG